Messenger RNA from Fusarium keratoplasticum, 684 nucleotides. RefSeq lists its product as uncharacterized. Bases 1 to 684 code for a protein of 227 amino acids. NCBI's taxonomy places the organism in Eukaryota, Fungi, Ascomycota, Sordariomycetes, Hypocreales, Nectriaceae. The record is from RefSeq and is a predicted model, not a curated record. The transcript has a single exon.
AUGCACACCUCCAAGUUGAACACUCAACAAAACAAGGCCAUGUUCAUCGACAACAUUGCCACUCUCUCCGAUCCUCUGUCCUCCAUGUCAUCCAUCUUCUCCCUCGUCUCCCUCCUGACCAUGGCUUAUCAAGUCCGGACACCACAGCCCUCGGUCCAGCAACGUCUUCUCACCCUCCUCAACACAAUGUCACCAGCCUUGACGACAGGGACUCAGACGACACCUGACUCACCAAGGGGAUACUCCCGCGAGGAGAUCCUCAACUCCUUCGUCCACUUCCUCAGCCCCGUGCUCAACGGCAUGGCCGGGAUGCUCGAGCUCCUCUCUGCCGUCGACGCCUUCUCACGGCCAGAGGACUUUAGACAAUUCUGGAGCCUGGAACGGAGCAACCUGAUCAGAGACUUUAUCGAGAGCGGGGGACCUCUGCGCGGGAUGGAGGGCUACGACGUGCCCUUCCUCGAGGCCUUUGUCAAGGACUCAUCCUGCAGAAUCGCCCUCGGCAAGAACCAGGGCAUGCUACUUCUGGUGCCCGGCGACGCCGAAGUCGGCGAUGAUGUCUGGUGGGAUGAGGAUGAGCAGCGUCUCACCGUUUCAAGAAAGGGCGAGGAGGAUCUCAACGCCGCCGAGGCGUAUCUUGAUGACGGUUCAAGGAUGGCCGUCUUGGCCAUUUCUUCUGCGACUUAG